Syzygium oleosum is the source of this 912-nucleotide messenger RNA. Its product is annotated as putative receptor like protein 25. The record is from RefSeq and is a predicted model, not a curated record. Lineage: Eukaryota; Viridiplantae; Streptophyta; Magnoliopsida; Myrtales; Myrtaceae. Gene Ontology annotation, molecular function: protein binding. The transcript has a single exon. Bases 1 to 912 code for a protein of 303 amino acids.
AUGAUUGGCUCACUUCUCAGCUUGAAGGUACUUAUAUUGCGGUAUAAUAGAUUUCACAGACUUGUUGGGGAACUGGCUAAUAGAUUUCACGAACUUAUAGGGGAACCGGCUGAUAGGGUUGAGUUCCCUACAUUGCAAAUCAUCGACCUGUACCAAAAUAAUUUUUCCGGUAGCUUGCCAUCCGGAUACUUCAAGCAUUGGACUGCCAUGAAAGCUUCCGAGACAAAUUCGUUAAGCUACAUUGGGGAUGCUAUUAAGCGGGCUUGGAUUUUCUCUUCAGACGCAACCUUUGAUUACUCCAUGAGAGUAAUUGCCAAAGGCAUCCAAAUGAAUUACUCAAAGAUGCAAGGGUACCUCACAUUGAUUGAUCUCUCGAGCAACAACUUCAGCGGAGCGAUCCCUGAGAGCAUUGGGAGCCUAAAGCAAAUAGAAUUGCUCAACCUUUCCAACAACAUUCUCUCCAGACCUCUGCCUCCAUUCUUGGCAAAGCUAACCAAUUUGGAAGCAUUGGACCUUUCUCAAAACCAUCCCUCAGGAGAGAUCCCUCAGGAGUUGACGCAACUCACUUUGCUUGCGGUCUUCAAUGUAUCUUAUAACCGUUUGACCGGGCCGAUACCGCAGUCACAACAGUUUGCUACAUUCGAAAACAACUCCUACAAGGGAAACUUGGGGUUACGUGGCACUCCUCUAUCUAGAAAAUGCGGAGGUAUCAAAAUGCCGCCAUCGUCUCCUCCAUCCAAAGAAGAUCAAGAUUCGGGAAGCGCAAUGGGAUUAGACUGGAAGAUCGUGUGCAUGGGGUAUGCAAGUGGGUUAGUGAUUGGAGUGGUCCUCGGGAACAGCUUGAUCACAAGAAGAAGGGCUCAGAGCCUUGUGAAGAAUUUUCGUAAAAGAAAACAAAGGCGAAGAAGGUAG